Molecule: messenger RNA, 4169 nt
Organism: Phymastichus coffea
Lineage: Eukaryota; Metazoa; Arthropoda; Insecta; Hymenoptera; Eulophidae
Gene: Klc
Product: kinesin light chain
Exons: 10
Coding region: 206-1855 (549 amino acids)
Biological process (GO): microtubule-based movement
Cellular component (GO): cytoplasm; membrane-bounded organelle; kinesin complex
Molecular function (GO): kinesin binding
Source: RefSeq, a predicted model, not a curated record
GUUAGUACGCGCGACGGCGCAGCCACGGAUGCUGCCGUUUUCUCCUCCGUCAAGACGAAAAACCUGUAGACACGUACGGGCGGACGGGCGGCAAAGUGAUCGAUAGACAGGAGAAAACGGCGCUCAUUGGACGCGCGCGUCACUGAAUUGUUGUUUAUGUUUUUUUUCGUAUCGUUCGUCGCACGGACAACGACAAGUUUCAUCCAUGGGGAGGACGGAUAUAUCAAAGACGCUCAACGCCUACAGGAUCAAGAAAAUCGAGCACAUCGGAAGAAUGACGGCCAUGACGCAAGAGGAGAUAAUCGCGGGCGCGCGCACGGUGGCCCAAGGAUUAGAAGCUUUGAGGGCCGAGCACGCCAGUAUGCUGAGCGGCUCGCAGUCCCAAGACGCGCCGGUGGCGCGCGACAAAGCGAGCCUCAUAUCCAAGAACAUCGAGAUGAUCGAGCUGGGCCUCGGUGAAGCACAAGUGAUGUUGGCGCUGGCGAGCCACCUGCAGAUGGUCGAGGCCGAGAAACAGAAGCUUCGCACACAGGUCCGUAGGCUCUGCCAGGAGAACGCCUGGCUCAGGGAUGAAUUAGCCGGCACGCAGCAGAAACUCCAGGCCAGCCAGCAAACGGUGGCACAAUUGGAGGAGGAGAAGAAGCAUUUAGAGUUUAUGAAUAGUAUGAGACAGUAUGAUCCAGAUCCGUCGGUUGAAGACGAGAAUGCCAAGGACCGACCGAAAGACGAUCCGGUUGUCGAUCUUUUUCCCGAUGACGAUACCGAGGAGAGAAACAGUAAGUCGAUGUCGCCCACCCCGCCGUCGCAGUUCGCCCAACAAGUAACAGCCGGAUACGAGAUUCCAGCUCGCUUGCGUACUCUGCACAACUUAGUCAUUCAGUACGCAAGUCAAGGUCGAUACGAAGUGGCAGUACCACUGUGCAAGCAAGCUCUCGAAGAUUUGGAAAAGACUUCGGGUCACGAUCAUCCUGACGUUGCCACGAUGCUCAACAUCCUCGCACUCGUCUAUCGUGAUCAGAACAAGUAUAAGGAGGCGGCUAAUCUGCUGAACGAUGCGUUGGCAAUUAGGGAAAAAACACUUGGCGAAAAUCAUCCUGCGGUGGCUGCUACUUUGAAUAACCUUGCUGUACUUUAUGGUAAACGAGGUAAAUACAAGGAAGCCGAGCCACUCUGUAAAAGAGCGCUGGAAAUUCGUGAGAAAGUCCUUGGCAGAGAUCAUCCAGACGUCGCGAAGCAGUUGAAUAAUUUGGCGUUACUAUGUCAAAAUCAGGGUAAAUACGAAGAAGUCGAGCGGUACUAUCAGCGUGCUCUCGAGAUCUAUGAAGCGAAACUAGGUCCAGACGAUCCAAACGUUGCCAAGACGAAAAACAAUCUAGCCUCUUGCUACCUCAAACAGGGCAAAUAUAAGGACGCCGAAGUGCUUUAUAAACAAGUGCUGACCAGAGCCCACGAGAGGGAAUUCGGUGCUAUCGAUGGUGAUAACAAACCUAUUUGGCAGGUGGCAGAAGAGCGUGAGGAGAACAAGCACCGAAAUAAGGAGAACGCUCCUUACGGUGAAUACGGCGGCUGGCACAAAGCGGCAAAAGUUGAUUCGCCGACCUUCAACACGACCUUGAAAAACCUCGGGGCGCUGUACCGACGACAGGGCAAGUACGAGGCCGCCGAGACUUUGGAGGACUGUGCGAUUCGGUCGCGACGAGAGCUUGUCCAGCAGGCCCUGGACUUGGUAAAGCAGCCGAAAGUAGCACAAAUCCUUGGUGAUGAGAGAGGUUCAAAUCGGCGAGGCUCAAGGACGAGUUUGAACAACGCUGAACAUGAAGCACACGAUGAUAGCGAAGCUGUGAGUCUGGGCUGAUUGAAAAAAGGAAAACAUGCCGUCGAUUCGCUACUAGUAAGAGCCUGCAGCCAAAUAAUAAGGGACUCCGCGACGUUUCAACAACGAAGACGAAACGUCGACAGCGACGUUCACCGAUAUAAGAAUAAAGAAGAUUGUGUGAGACUUACGCACGAAUACACACUAUCUUAGACAUAUGCGCUGCACAUUCCGGGGGCUUUUGUAAAACUGCAACGGAAGAUAAAACUCGAAAGACGAUUUUUUUCAAAGCUUGACAUGUGGACUCCUUUUUUUUAAUGCGAUGCUUAAUAUAUAUUGAUACGAGAUUUAAAUUUGCAUAAUGUUAAAUGUGAAAGUGAGUGAAAGUCAGUAUUUUAAAAAGAAUCUGUCCUUUUUUUUUUAAAUUGCGUACUCUAUACACGCAUAAUUUUGAUGAGAAGAGCAUAAUACAUAGCGUGUCAAUUCCGUUUCGCACUUGCACUGUAAACGUAAAUUAAAGAACAUUUUAUCGUAUAUUAUUAUUUAUAUUAAGUUAUUAUCAUACACGAGUCUUUAUUUAUUUAGAUUGGUGCGGAGGUUGGUAAAAGUGUGAUACAAUGACGAACAAAAUUAUUAAGACGGUUAUAUGUACGUUUCAAGCCUAAUGUGCAUAAGAAUUUAGCAAUUAAAAAUUAUUUUCGACACUCCCAGCGUGAAAACUCAAUGUACACACACUCGAACAGACAAGCGUGCUUUAAAUCUUAUCUCGCACACGUCGUAUCGAAAAAUAAAGUUAGAUACAUGUGCGAGAAAGUGGUUUCAGUUUCGUGUGGACUUUUCAUCAUCACUUCAUUUGUGCAUAAACGUCCUCACGAACUACAAUUCACUUUGUCGCACUAGUAUUACUUCUUAACAAAGUAUGUGUAACGACUAAUGACACGAAAAUGCAAAGGAGAGAAAUAGGGGAAUUGAAAAGCUGAUCGUUUUUCUUAUUAAAAUUUAUUUUAUAGAAACAAUUUCUCAUUUUAUACUUACCAAAAGGCAUGAUUUGAAAAUUUCAUUGUUAUGGUGCUCAGCAUAAUUUAUUUUGAGCAAAGUUAAAAAACCAACUCGUGCAUUUAUAGUAUAAUUGAAAAAAACUUAUACGUGCGCCUGAGAGCUUACAGGCUUAUGAAUCUUUAUUUUAUAGAUUCACGAGAUUACUCUUUUAGUUGUUUACUUCUAUCGGACCAUUGCGUAGUUUAUUAUUUAUUUAAAAUUAAAAAAUAUUAAUAAAAAUUCUAUGCAACCUUGCUUUCGUUAAUCGUUUGUAAGGUGAUAACGCAUUAUUAAAAAAUAAAUUUAAUGCGGAAAAUUUAUCACCGUUGCGAUUUAUUAAUAUUUUCUUAACAGUAAAUUGUUACUAAGUAUUUAUCAGAACAAACAUAUUAUUAUACAUUUUGUAAUUAACCAUUUUUAGAUUUAUAAACUUUUGUAUAUUUGAUUUAACAGUGGUAUCAAGGUGUAUUGAAAAAUAAAAUGCAUGUCUCAGUUCUAUAUAAUUUGUAAAAUUAUAAACAAUUAGAAAAGAAAACCAAGUGUGAAAUUCCUAUAAAAUUUUCAAAAAUGUUCAAAUAAUGCAUAGUAAUUGUGAAAAACAAGCUUCGUAUUUCGUUCGUAUUAAUCAAAGAUCAAUAAUUAAUAAUUGUGUUUUGUGAAAUACGAAAAUUAAAAAGUUUAAGUAGUGCUUAAAGUUACUAAAAUUGAUUUUAAAAUAACGCGUACUUUUUAUUUUUGUAAUAAUAAUAUCAAAAUUUUGCUAAUUCUACGAAUUCAAAAUUUAUGCUUAAAAAGUUAUAGAUUGGAAUAAAUAUUCCUAUUAAAAUUAAGCUUACACGUGUGUGCGUGUGUAUAAAUAUAUAUGACAAAGGGACUAUGUCGUUCGAGACUGGCAAAGUUUUUGACAAUAUUUUUCGCGGUAGCGAAAGUCAAAGUAAUCGUUGAUAUAACAGACGGAAUAAAUAAAAUAAAGAAAACCAAGAGAUAUGACAAAAAAGGUAAAGCUGUUUUUAUUGUGAUAAGCCAUGAGAAUUUUGUGCGUGUGAGAUAUUGAAAAUUGAUAAAACAAAAAUGCGUUCAUUAAAUAAUAGGUAGUAUAAAAACUUUGAAAGGUAAAGGGACACUAUUGCACUUUAUUAUGUGCGUGCGUGCAUGCGUGCGUAUGUGCAUACGAGUGCGUGCGUGUGUGUGUGUGUGUGUACGGCAGAACUUUCCAGCUGUGUUCUAGCUCUCAGGUGCAACUUAUUGUUAUUCGAUGAACGUACUAUGUAAGCUUUGAUUUAUAAUAAACAUUUAACUUGUAAUAAAUUCAUGUUUC